Molecule: messenger RNA, 6333 nt
Organism: Scylla paramamosain (green mud crab)
Lineage: Eukaryota; Metazoa; Arthropoda; Malacostraca; Decapoda; Portunidae
Exons: 2
Coding region: 91-1332 (413 amino acids)
Source: RefSeq, a predicted model, not a curated record
GCCACGGUCAGGGUCGGACGUGGUCGCUGCCACGCUCCCUCUGACCUACCCUAAAUACCACGUGUGCCGUUCCCGCCUCGUUCAAUCGCCAUGGCAUUCAACAGUGACCAAGUGCUAGUGCUGAACAACGGUUCAGGGAAGAGGGCAAGAGCAUCCUCUUCUUCAGCAUCCCUAAAGUGCUCCACACCCAAGAAAGCGGCCCGUAACCUGCUGGAGGACAGCAGCAGUGAUGAGCGCUCACCGAAGCGAGCCACCCGCAGCCUCCAGCCUUCAUGGCAGGAGGACAACGCUACCGAAGCGGACUGGGCCCCACUCGACCUCUCCGUUUUCAGCGACGUGGUGCAGCAGCAGCAGCAGGACGGCGGUGAGGAGCAAGGAUGGACUACCGUCACGACCAGCCGAGCUCGCCGCCACCAGCCCCCGAGGCCCAAGUUCAAGCUGGGCAGCCUGGGCGAAUACGAGAACUCUAACCGAGCCAUCUCUGCCCUCGAGAGGGAGUAUCCGACCCUUCGGAUACAGGUAAGGGUUAAUCUCAAGUGUGAGCACGUGGUCACGCCCAAGGACGAGGAUUCCACGGCACUCUUGCGCCGCAUCGCGGAGGAAGGAAACAGGGUGCUCCUCCUCGACCCAAGCGUAAAGAGGCACAAAGUGGUGCUGGAGCGCUACCCGCUCGACCUGCCUCUCGAGGCGGUAGAGGCUCACCCUCAGGUGACCUCCGCCCAGCAUCUGACCUCCAGGAGGGACAAGUUGCCCACGAGACAGGUGCUACUUGUGUGUGUGGGGCCGCCGCCCGCCAAGUUGGAUCUCGGCUGCUGGGGCAGAUACUCCCUGCGCCCCUACCAAGGUGAGCCUGUAAGAUGUUAUAGGUGCCAACGGUACAACCACCUGCUGGCGCGGUGCGAACAUGCCGCCAGGUGCGGCGUGUGCAGCCUGCCCCACCCGACGGAGGAGUGCAUCGCCCGCCAUAAGGCCAACAAGGCAACCACCGCCAGGUGCCCAAACUGUGGGAAAAACCACCACGCGUGGAACCCCCAGUGCCCUGAGAGGCUCCGUAGGAUGCCCCGUUCACGCCAGCAGCAACAACAGCAGUCUCAGGCGCCACCAAGGCGGCAACGUCGACGUCGCCAUAAAGCGUCGCAUGGGCAGCCCCGGCAACAGGUCGCUCAGCCCCAGCAGCAACAGUAUCCACCACGUGGCCAGCCAGGAAGGUCAGCGCGAGAUCCCGUUGCACCCGCCCCACCUCCAGUCAGGUCAGCUUGGGUCCCGCGGCAGGCCCCCUCAGCCACCCCCCCCACCCCCGUCCCAGCCAGCGGCAAGACCGGAAGGGAUUAACCAGCAACCCCCUCACCGCCGACCCGAGGUACAGCCUCCAGCCAUAGGCACGGAGAGCCGCACCCCCUCCGCCCACCCCUCCACUCGCUCAGGUAGCACCCCUACCAAGCAUGCUAGAGCCAAGCCCCACCACCCGAGCAGCGUCACACAAGGGAGAGACCCUCCCGGCGACGCCCCCGCCCGUGCGACGACAGGCCCAGCACCGACAACGGUGAAGAGGAGAGCCAUGGUCCCGAGCGAUCCUCUCCACGGGGUGCCCGCCUGUCUCAGCGAAGAAACCCGCGCGGUGGUCAACUGCCUCGUGGCGCGGAUGGUGCAGUUGAUGGCGGAGCUGCUUGCCAGCCCUGAUCACGUCCCCGCUAGGCGGGACGAUCUGGACGCGCUCCUCCGCCAGGAGACGGCCAUGGCCAUCUAUGAGUGCGGCCUCCUGCCACCACCACUGAACUCGAGGGACCCACGUCUGUGCCCCUCCCUCCAACCACCAGACCUUCACCACCAACAUGAAGAGGAGAUAUGCUGAGGGCGCCACCCACGCGGACCAGCCUGCAGGGCCCCCAGGCUCAGAGUCCUGCAAUGGAACGUGCAGGGCCUGCGACCCAAGAAACAUCAAGUCCUACAGGCCGUCUUCGAGGAGCACCUUGACGUUGUGCUCCUCCAGGAAACACUGACGCCCGCCGACUUUGAAUGGAGGGUGGCGGGCUACACCCUUCACUCGCUCCCCACAGCGGAGGGCACCCGAGGCUGUGCAGCACUGGUGAGGAGCACAAUCCCUCACCAUAGGGUUGCAGCCCCAGUCAACUGCGGGGACGGUGUGGAGGUCCUGGCGCUGGAGCUGCAGGUGGGAAGUCUCCCGCUCCUGGUAUAUAACGUAUACAGGAGCCAGCGACACCAGCUGGAGGCAGGAGAGCUUCUCACCCUCGCCUCCCACUCCAGUCUCUUGGUUGCGGGCGACCUCAACGCCCACCACCCCAUGCUACAGUCACCGUCCCCAGCCAACGAAACGGGCCGCCACCUGGCCUUGCUGCUCAAGGAAAUCCCUCACGUGUGCCUUCUCAACACAGGGGAGGCCACCCACACCCGGGGAGGAAGGCUUGACCUCACGCUGGUCUCGAGUGACCUGGCGGCAGGCGCUACGUGGCAGGUGCACCCGACCCUCACCAGCGACCACUUUGCCAUAACUUUAAGAGAGUCAUCACUAUCGCCCCAAGCACCAGUGUGUAAAACAAGAAGGGGUGGUGAACGUAGUCACCACCCGUAGUUGCAAUAAGCACAACAGGUACUACUCUCUCCUUUGCCAUUACCCUGAGUGUUUUGGCUGAAAGAAACAUGUUUAUUGUACCUCUUACAAAAUGUCAGCAGACCAAUACAUGGGUAGAACAAAUGCCGAGUACAUCUUACUAGGGAAAGAAUAGAAUAACGUAAAACGGCCCACAUGCCUCAAAAAACAUAACAAAAUAAGCAUAGUACUUUGUAUGCACAUAAUAUUACACAACGCAGUGUGUAAACAUAAGGUCCACAGCACAGCACCGUGCGGCAUAGAUAAUAAAAUUAACUUAUGUACAAAAGAAAAAAGGAGGAUGCAUGGGUCCUCAUCAUCUAACCGCUGAUGCUGUGUUGUGGUCACAGAUUGGAGGAAAAUUUUACAAAAUUUUGCAUGGCAAAGACGGGGACGACAAAGGCGCUCAUUCAUUGGCCUUUUCCAGGGCCUAGGCACACUCACUCAGGUCCCUGGGGGUGGCGUCACCCAUCGCACACACACACGCAUAACACUUGGGCGGCAUCAGGCCCUCACACGUGCACUACUCGUCUUUCUGUGGUCCCUGUAUAUGGCAACCCCCCACUCCAUUGUCUUCACCACCAUGAGCUUCACCCGAGACUUUGGAAGUCCCAGGGAGACCCACGUGUUGAGGGAGGGGAGUGCCACGGAGCCUCGCCAUGACACUGUAAAGGUCGACACAACAGGGGGUGUUCCAGAUAUACGGGCAACAUAGUCACGGAUCGCGGGGAUGUUAUAUUUCUCCACUUUGAGAUGGUGACUGGCGUCCAGGCUGCCCACGGCCGCGUCAGCGACCACCUGCACGUCGAUCACCAUCGAACGAUCCCCUCUCCAGCACACAAUAUCAGGGUACCGGACCCCGGCCGGGGUCAGGAUGGCAGGUUCCCUCAAAACCUGAUACCCCUUGUGCUGAAGUUCAGUGAGGUACAUAUCCAACAGCCUGUUAUGUCUGGCGGUCCUCACCCCUGCCACCGCCGGGCACUGCUGCAGCACAUGCCCGAGCGACUCGAUGCGGCGGUUGAAGCAGAGGUCGCAGUGGAUCUCAGGCUGUGGCUGACCCCUAGAGGAGCGGAGGCGUGUCGCCAGCAAGCCACAACGCAGCUUUACUGCCUUCACAUAAUCCCCGCCCCUCAUAAGGGUCGUACCGUCACUUAUCCAGGAUGAGGAGAUGGGCGUGUCCCCGAUCCCCUUCAGUCCUCUUGUGUCCACUGCAUUGUACAGGGAGUCGCUCCAAUGCUCUCGUUCCUGUCUCCACCGGGAGGAGCUGUCGCCGGCAGGUGGAGCAGCUGCUGAAGCCACCGCAACCUCCCUGACCGUAGGGUCAGAGGAGAGCGAGAGGCACUCCAUCAGAUCUUCCCUCAAGCGAGGGAUGCGGGUUAGCAUGGAUGGUAUGCCUAGGCCACCGUCCCCUACGGCGGCAUGAAACACCCCCAGGGGUGUAUCAUGAGGCAUAUGGAGGGCGUGCCUGGCGAACCUCCUCGUAUCCCUGUCCACUCGCUUAAGAGUGCCCUUCUUGGCCUUGGAGUGAAGCAGGGGAUACAGCAGCUGCGGAACGAUCACAUUGAUCAACGCCCAAAGCUUCUGCUGCGGUUUCGCGGGGCUCCGCUGUAGCCGGCUCAGUCCGAUGUUCAGCUUCACAAGCAGUUGGGACGGCCCAUCUGCCCAUGGGGUCCCAACUCACCCCCAGGUAGCGGUAAAACUGCCCGGGGCCGAGUGCACGUAUAGACUGGCCAUCCACUUGGACGUUGACUUCUCCUGGACCCACGUCCUCCUCUUGCCGUCCGCCCUGAUUCCAAGGGUGGCGCAUUUCGCCGUCCCUACCUCAAGGCCCAAUCCAGCAGCGGCAGCCGUCAGGCUUCCCACUGCCUUCUUGAGGCCCAUCGGUGUAGCGGCCAGUAGCACCACGUCGUCGGCGAAGGCGAGGUAUUGGUGCUUCACACCCCCCACCUCCACUCCGACUUCCUUGGGCAGGGCGGAGAGGGCCCAGUCGAGCAUCAUAUUGAACAAGGCAGGAGACACAGGGUCCCCUUGGAAAACACCCCUGCUCAAGCCAACAGGGGUGCCGUCGAUAUCAGAGCAGGCAUGUCUGUAUAUCUUGGCAACGUAGGAGGCGAAGUGAUCCCCGGUCCCCCACCGUCGGCAUGCCGCCUCGAUGGCAGGGUGACCCACUGAAUCGAAGGCCUUCUUGAAGUCCAAGAAAGCCAAGUAGAGGUUUCUAGGGCCGGUCUUUGCCUGGUGGAUGGCGUGCGCCAACAGCAUGAGGUAGGCGGCACAGCCCUCCUCCUUCUUGAAACCUCUCUGUGCAGCUGGAAGGGGAGCCUCGGUUGCUAGACGUCUGGCCAACACCCAGUGGAGGGUCCUCGUCAGGAUGGGGGUGAUGGUCAGCGGUCUAAAGUCAGAUGGGUUUUCCGGUACGUCUACCUUCGGUAUCAACACUGUCCGGCCCUUCAUCCACGAGCGCGGCAGGUCUCCCAUCAAGAGGCAGGCAUUGAAGGCCCACCGUAGACAUUCGGACCCCAGCGCCAAGACGUCCGCCUUCCUGCGUCUGUCCGGCCCCGAUGCCGUACCAGUCUUGGUAGCCCUCAGUGCUGCCUCGAUGUCUACCUCAGUGAUGGGGGCCAGUAGCUUGUGACUGAGCCCCGGAUGGACGACUGAGGUAGAUGGGCUAGGCCCUUGCGGGCUUCACCUCUGGAAGAGUGCCUUCCAGAACGCAAGCGUCCCUUCUGGCCACUCCUCUCGCGCCUGCGAUGGACCCAGGCCGGCGGCCACCCUCUUCGCCGCCUGGCCUCGGUCCCUCUUCCACGCCUCCUGGAAGAGGGCGAACUCCCAGGAUCUCCUCUUCCUCCUGGAGCCGAGCGGUGGACCUGCCCGGCCUCCCCUGGCCAGUGUCCGCAGGGGGACAGAGGGGCACCAUGUCUCGAUCAGGUUGUGGACCUCCUCGGCGGUCUUCGGAACCUCGACACCCAGCGAGCCCGAAAGGUCUUGGACAGUCUUGCCCAGGAUGACCAGUGGGUCCUCAGGGGCCGGAGGUGGUACCAUGCCCGAUGGAAGCUCCUCCACCUCCUCGUCGAUGGUGGCAAGAGAGGUGGGAGGAGUUGAGGCAGGAUUCAGGACUGGUCGUCCACUUGACCUAGUAGUCCUUUGGGUAGAGGGUCGUGGGACCGAAGCGCUGUAGGCCUCUUCCAGCGCGGCCUUAUACACGGCCUGCUUCCUCUUACCCUUGAUGCUCUCCACCGUGCGGUGGGGAAGCACCUCACGCCUGAUGGCCUCAUUCAGGCCACCAGCCACCAAAUGAUGGUCCCUCUCAAAGGCAGCCAUCAAGGCUACCUCCUCGGGGGUCCACCAGGCCUUUGGGGCUGCUUGCAGGCGUUGAACCUCUGCGGCAUGAUAUGCUUCAGGGUGACAACGUCGCUUGUGGCCUCUCCUCCCAGCGAAGCUUUUGAAGGAUCGGCCACAAUGAGGACACGUUGGAGAACGCUCACCAGCCACAAGUGGUGUGGUGGGUGCAGCACCUCCCUCCAUCAGAAACUGUGAUGGAAGGAAAAAGCAAAGUCAAACAGUGCUGCGCCCUGCAAAUAGCAGGGGGAGUGCAACUUAGUUGCUAGAGUAGACUGUGGAAUAGUCGAGGGGGGCGGCGGGAAACCCCCCUAACUCCAGCAUCCAGCGGGCCCACGGGGAGGGGUUGCACUCUUAGUAUCUACUUCCCAUAAGAGAGUCAUAGUUAC